CGACAGGGUGGCACACAAAUUCCACCAUGAGCGACGACGAGGACUACGAGUUCGAGUACAGCGACAACGACGAUGAUGUUGACAUGGGAGAUGAUGAAAACAACCCGGAAGUCGAGAUGGAGAAUAAGUAUUACACGGCCAAGGGCGUGCGCGAUGAAAACUGCACGUCGAGCGACCAAGUCGAAGCCGCGUUCGAGGCCGUGCUCGACCUGGACGACAUGGGCGAGUCGAUUUGGGGGUUCCGAGCGCUGAAACAAUUGAUCAAAUGGGGAAUCCGACAUAACGAGCUGGAAAAGGCCAUGAAACACUACGAGAAGCUCCUCCAUCGCAUCGCAACAUCGCCCGGGAUCACACGCAACAUGGGCGAGAAAGGCGUGAACGGCGUGUUGGAUUUUGUGUCGGCGCAUCCCGUUGUACAAAAUGCGUCCACGUCGUCGUCUUCCCCGUCCGGAGACGACGGAUCGUGGGCAAUUUUACAGCAAUUUUACGAAACAACGUUGGCAACGUUGCAGCAAAAGGAGUCGCGAAACGAACGCCUGUGGUUCAAAACCAACAUCAAGCUCGGGAAUCUCUUGUUUGACCAGAUGGAAGCAGUUGGAACACCCAAGCACACGCAGUUGCUGCGAAUUGUCAAGGAGUUGCUUGCGUCGUGUGAAUCGAAUGCUGCGGCGUCCGCCGCUGACGCCGCCCUCGACGACGACUCGACUGGCGCGUCGAUUGCGUCGUCGAGCAAGAACGAUUCGCAGCUCUUGGAAGUGUACGCGCUGCAAAUCCAGCUCUACACAGUGCAGAAAGACAACAAGAAGCUCGUCGAGCUGUACGAAAAGGCACUGUGUGUCAAGCCGGGGGUAGCCCAUCCACGCAUUGUGGGCGUCAUUCGUGAGUGCGGCGGCAAGAUGCACAUGAUGCAGGGGGAAUGGGAGAAAGCCCGAAAUGCAUUUUUCGAAGCCUUUAAGAAUUUUGACGAAGCAGGCGAAGGCAGGCGGUUGCAGGCUCUCAAAUACCUGGUGCUUGCAAAUAUGUUGGGCGACUCGAAGAUCAACGUGUUCGACUCGCAAGAAGCGAAACCAUACGAACAGGACAAGGAAAUUGUCGCGAUGACCCAACUCGCCGAUGCUUUCUUGAACGACGACAUCAAACAAUUUGGUACGUGGGCAUGUACCAUAAAGCGAGUGGAACGUGCUGUUAGAUUCCGUGUUGAAUCGUCAUCGCCGAUCCAUCAUGUCGGAUGGAUUUGUCAAGCAUUAUGUCGACAAUCUCCUUCGGGCUAUUCGCAGCAAGGUCGUGCUGAAGGUGAUCAAGCCAUAUCAAGUUGUAAGAUUGGCCUACAUUGCGAUGGAGCUCAAUGGAAUUGAGCGACAAGAAGUCGAACAUAUUCUGGCGGCGCUUGUGCUGGACGGAAAAAUUGAAGGUCGCAUCGACCAAGUCAACGGACUCUUCUUCCUUCACCCACAAACGAGCGAUGUGAAACAAGUCGGUGCGCUGAACGAGUGGACGACAUCGCUGGAGAAAUUGCGCCGUCAAUUGCACGACAAACACUUACCCGAAGCAGCAUAACACCCAGAGGAACAUUUCCAACUUGAUAGCGAUGCGGAAUGUCUUGGUUUGUGGAAUGAUUUGAGUUGUAGCACCCUACGUCGGGUCCUUGAAACAAGAGUGAAGUAGGGAUGGCAAAAUGUAUCGGUCGGGUCGUUAACGCUGUAGCCAAUCUAUCGUGAGAGAAAACAUUGGAAAAUCAAGUAUAUUCAGAGUCCAAAG
Aphanomyces invadans is the source of this 1758-nucleotide messenger RNA. RefSeq lists its product as hypothetical. Gene Ontology annotation, molecular function: protein binding. Lineage: Eukaryota; Oomycota; Saprolegniomycetes; Saprolegniales; Verrucalvaceae. Bases 27 to 1355 code for a protein of 442 amino acids. The transcript is spliced from 7 exons. Gene Ontology annotation, biological process: protein deneddylation. Gene Ontology annotation, cellular component: COP9 signalosome. The record is from RefSeq and is a predicted model, not a curated record.